This is a messenger RNA of Empidonax traillii (willow flycatcher), 1197 nucleotides long. It is a transcript of the gene DISC1, whose product is annotated as DISC1 scaffold protein. Gene Ontology annotation, cellular component: intermediate filament cytoskeleton; microtubule; mitochondrion. Lineage: Eukaryota; Metazoa; Chordata; Aves; Passeriformes; Tyrannidae. Gene Ontology annotation, biological process: neuron migration; cilium assembly. The record is from RefSeq and is a predicted model, not a curated record. The coding region runs from base 1 to 1197 and encodes 398 amino acids. The transcript has 3 exons.
AUGUGGCGGCCGCAGCCCCGGGCGGGCGGUACCGACAGGCGGCGCCCCGGCGGGGGGGACGCGGCGGGCUCAGAUGAUCACCAGCAAUUAAUGCCUGCAGGCUCCCUUCGUAAAAAGAAACUGGCAAAAAGACCUGGAUACAUGAGGCCAGAAGCUCAGCAGCAGAUAGAGUUUCGGUCCCUUGGUGCCUGCAAACCAUUCAGACCAGGAGAGCUCCAACAUGGAAGGCAGGGCUGUGGAGACUUUGAGAACUGCGCUCUAUGCAGACAAUGCCAAAAUAACUUUGAAUUCCCGCGCUGUAGUGUGGUUAGUAGUGUUGUAGUUCCUGCUGAUGGGGUAACAACGUUGACCACUAUUGGAAAUAUGCCGGGAUGCUGCAAAAAUCUAUCGUGUUGCAAGAGUCCAGGGUCAGAAAACACAGUGACAGCAGCUUACCCUGCUGCUGCAACAAGCAAAGGAGAUGUUUCUGCUGUAUGCUGUACGGGGCAGAAAAGCCACAGUACAAAUGUGAGCAAGCCCCCAAAUAUGUAUGCUUUGGAUGGGACAGAAGUGAAUAACAACUGUGAAUAUCAAAACAGAGAUGAUAUUUCUCAUUCUGCUGUUGCACACAAUAGUUUAGAUAGUUUUAGUUCAAAUUUCAGCUUCAUACAGCUCUCCCUGAACUCAAUCUCUGGAGUAAAUGAUGUUGAACUCAAAUCAACUGUUGAAGAAGCUGAGAUUGUUCUGCAUCCCAAAACCACAGGAAGUCUGCAGAAGCCAGAGGAGAUGUCACAAACUCAUGAGAACUUGGGAGAUUUGUGUUGCUUCUCCAGGUCCAGUGAGGAUUUGGAGCAUGAACAUGAGAGCCACGAACUUGAUGAAUUACAGGACUGUGAGACUGUCUCUCUCUCAGAUAUAGAUGCAAAAUUUUCAUAUUCUACAGAUUCCUUGGAUGCAGCAUCUGCUGGCUCUUCUGUCACCUCAGGCUAUGAAAGUAGCUUUACUGUUAAUGACCGUAACUGGGAUAUUUUGAUGAAAAAAUAUGAACCAGUGCUGCAAGAUUGCUUGCUUGGCAACCGCAGUACAAUGAAGAUAAAAUCCUUGAUCUUACGGCUUCAGAGGCUUCAGGAAAAAGCAAUAGAGGAAGAUGACUAUGAUAGAGGUGAGAAUUGCUCCCCCCUAUUCUCCACUGGAUCAUGCUUCUCUUUUCUCUCUUAA